AUGCCUGGGAUUGAUACCUCACUGGGCGCGUCCCUGAACUGCGCGUUCAUCUCUUGCUUCCUUUACGGUGCCAUGGCCAUACAAACGUAUACGUACUACCAAUCUGGCUUCAACACGACGGACUCACUCAUGAUAAGAAUUUUGGUGUUUAUUACACGCUUCUCUGAAACCGCGACCACGAUUCUCGUUUGUAUAUAUGCGUACUCAUGUGCCGUUUCGAAUUUCGGGGAUCCGAAUUACUUGACCCUUACGGUCUGGCCAUUGAAAUACACUCUUCUGGGAAGCCUAAUCACUGCCCUUCUGGUAGAGGUAUUCUUUGCAUGGCGGAUUCGCACCCUAUCAAGAACAUGGUUGCUCACAAUCUUGUCCUUGACCAGUUGUCUUCUGCGACUGUGCGGCACGGUGGCUCUAAUGUUUGUAAUACCCAAGGACCCCGUUGACAUCGCAGGCUUUGUGCGAAACCAUCGCGGGCUGGUGAUCAUACUUUUUGGCACUGGAGUGUUUUCCGAUUUUGUCAACGCCUCUGCACUUUGCUAUUACCUCUGGCGUGACAACUCAGUACGCGAGGCCAGGCAUAGCACGCAAAGGGUGAUCAACAAGAUUAUAAUGUGGACUAUAGGCAGGUCU
Messenger RNA from Heterobasidion irregulare TC 32-1, 627 nucleotides. RefSeq lists its product as uncharacterized. Lineage: Eukaryota; Fungi; Basidiomycota; Agaricomycetes; Russulales; Bondarzewiaceae. The annotation marks the transcript as partial. The record is from RefSeq and is a predicted model, not a curated record. The transcript is spliced from 4 exons.